This is a messenger RNA of Trachymyrmex cornetzi, 1364 nucleotides long. RefSeq lists its product as uncharacterized. The record is from RefSeq and is a predicted model, not a curated record. The coding region runs from base 325 to 1065 and encodes 246 amino acids. NCBI's taxonomy places the organism in Eukaryota, Metazoa, Arthropoda, Insecta, Hymenoptera, Formicidae. Gene Ontology annotation, molecular function: nucleic acid binding; zinc ion binding. The transcript is spliced from 2 exons.
UAUUAGAGAACUAACGUAAGUUAUCAGACCGGUAUCUAAUAUAAACAUCGCGGCAAUGACAUUGAGAUGGUGACUAUGGUUUGUAUCACGAGUCGAGAGGGCUUUGGAUUUUAUAUAAUAUUAUAACUAAAGUACCGAUUAAAAGUAAGAAAUUUUCAUAAUUUAAGACUUCGCGGGAUCGAAAGUUCGAGAGAUCAGUUCGAAAAGAGUUAGACUGUUCGAUCAUGGUGUGAACAAUUGCCAUGUUAUUUCUGAGUGACUAUAAAAAUAAAAAGAGAGAAAGAGAGUGAGAGUGAGAGAAAGAAAGGAAGAAGCAGAUUCAAAAUGAAAGAACUGACCACAUCAGAAUUAAGAGUAAUACUGAAAUUUAAGAAACUUCCAACCACUGGAUUAAAAGAAGAUUUGAUAAGACGAUUGCAAGUAGACCAACAAUAUCCGUCUCAGACAAUAAAGAAAUCAAACGCUCUAUUAAGUGAAAAAGAAAGAAAGCAAGCAACAGAUGUAACAGCAAUAAGAUACUUUACCAAUAUGAGUAUCACUCAGAAAGAAAAUGAAUUGUAUCGGAGAGAGGCUAUAUUAUAUCGGAAAGAAAAAGAACUUGCUGAGCGGGAAUUGGCGUUUAUGAAAAAAGAACUCGAGAAGAUUCAACAAGUUCAGAUAAAUACGAAUGGCCGUACACAUGAGAAAAGCCGCUGUUUUCAUAAGACGUUGGAUGAUCGACAUAGCGGUGGUGAUCGCUUGGUACCCAAGCGGGAUGAAGACACUAAGCAACGAACGGAACGUAAGAGAGAGCAGUCAAAAACACCUAGCCGUUGUCUUAAUUGUGGUCAACGUGAUCAUUCAGAAGCUAACUGUCGGACGAAGUACAAGGAUGCUAAGUACCAUUUCAAGUAUACGAAGAGGCAUGUCGCUUCCGAAUACUACAACAAAAAUGAAGAAAGAAGACAUACUUAUGCUAGGGAGAAGCCUGAGAGUAGCCGUCCUGGCCCUCGCAGAACCAUCCAAAUUGAAACUCCCGCACGGUACUACGGUCGACGUGGAUUUCAUUUUCCCGAUGUAAAAUGAAAUUAGGCUACAUCCAUUUUAAAACGUUGGUGAUAAAAACAUUCUGCCUAAAGUAGUGAUGCUCAACGUGCAGCUUGCUUAAUUAUUUUUGUGACCCAUUGGCAUAACCAGAAAUAUAAAAUCGUACUCUUUAUUUUAUACAAACGAAAUAAACUGCACUAUGCGAUCCUUAAUUUAUUUUCUAUUUCUGAAAAUGGCCAUUAAAAAUGAUCCUUAAAAAAGUUGCGCAUCACUGGCCUGAAGUAUCGAUUACCAUUGCAUUAAUAUGCAUAUAUGUAUAUAUAUAUACAUACAUUCAU